Messenger RNA from Neocloeon triangulifer, 1866 nucleotides. RefSeq names its product transcription factor SOX-9-like. Gene Ontology annotation, molecular function: DNA-binding transcription factor activity, RNA polymerase II-specific; RNA polymerase II cis-regulatory region sequence-specific DNA binding. NCBI's taxonomy places the organism in Eukaryota, Metazoa, Arthropoda, Insecta, Ephemeroptera, Baetidae. The coding region runs from base 21 to 1238 and encodes 405 amino acids. Gene Ontology annotation, cellular component: nucleus. The transcript has 5 exons. The record is from RefSeq and is a predicted model, not a curated record. Gene Ontology annotation, biological process: regulation of transcription by RNA polymerase II.
UCGAAGGGUCAACACGCACCAUGUCCGACAGCUCGCCGCCGUCACCCACCUGCACCGCCACGACCGCCGCCGCCCUUCGCGACCUCAAGCCCUACAGCAGCUGUGGCAAGCAGGCCUCGCAAAAGGUCAUCGUCCUGACCGGCUAUGUCAGGCCUCCGCCGGCGCCGCGAAACGGAGGCGGCGCCGACCUGGACAAGAAGGAGAUCAACGACGCCGUGUCCAAGGUGCUGCAGGGCUAUGACUGGAAUCUCGUCCCCAUGACCACCAAGGUCGGCUCGGAAAAGAGGUCAACACACGUGAAGCGGCCGAUGAAUGCCUUCAUGGUUUGGGCCCAGGCAGCCAGGAGGAAACUCGCAGACCAGUACCCACAACUCCACAAUGCAGAACUCAGCAAAACCCUCGGCAAGCUUUGGAGAUUACUCGGCGAAAUCGAGAAGAGACCCUUCAAGGAGGAGGCCGAGCGGCUCAGAGUAAUUCACAAGAAAGAACAUCCCGACUACAAGUACCAGCCGCGGAGGCGCAAACAUCUCAAAGGCUCAGUCAAAAACGAGCACCACGGUUCGCAAGAGCAGACGUGCGCCAUCAAUUACAGUCGCACUUCCAAGAGGGAAAGGCCGAUGUCACCUUCUGGUGCCUCCGGAGUUUCACCCCGCAGCUCACAGGGACCACCAACCCCUCCGACCACCCCUCAGGCUGGCGACUAUUCUAUGGUCAGGUACGCGGCUGCCCUUUCAAGUGGAAGAAAUUACUACAUGGCAAGCGACCAACAUGCCGCCACUGCGUCCCCUGGGCAAGAACACCAGGCGCCAAGCCAGCAGAGCAUCGACUUCAGUCGCAUUGACAUGGGUCCGUUGCACGCCAUCUCGGACGACGGCCCCUUGCCCGAGGCCUCCGAACUGGACCUGUAUCUGCCCAGCAACAAGGGCGGCCACUUGAACACAAAUGCUGCAGGUCCCGGCGCACCUUGGGCAAGGUCGCGUGCCCUCGAAGAGCCUGUCGAUGAGGCUCGGCCAGUUUCUUACCACGAAAUGAUGCCCAAGUAUGAGCAGCAGUGCCGAGCGUACGAGGCGCCCUCGGCAGCUCCGCAACCCUCCUACCACCACCUCAACUUCCCCGACUACUACUCCUCGGCCUGGGGUGCACCGCCCGUGCAACACCCCUCGCUGCCGUCCUACCAGCAGCUGCAGAGGGUGUCCACCUACUCGGACAGCAACCACUCGGGCAACUGGAGCAACUGAUCAAUCUGCCCUCGUUGGUAUUUUGGCUAUUUGUGAAAAAUGUACUUAUUUGCUCUUUUAGUUUUUAAAAAAGAAAGGAUUUCUGUAAUUUGGCCAACGAAUCGAACAAACAUAGGAAAUUAUAAUUUUAUUUGCUUUUUAAAAUUGGUUACUUAUUAUUGCUGAUGUUUUUAAACAUCAUUUAGGGAAAAAUUUAGAAUAGAGUCAAGUAUUUGUAAAUAUUUUUACAAGUUUGAUGUAUUAUUAAAAAUAGAUUUUAUAUGAAAAAAUUUAUUAUGUAAAAUUAGAAAAUGCUUAUUGUUAGUCACCUUAUGCUGGAAGGAUAGAUCUGUUGGCAACUCUGCCUGUAUUAUCGUGUGUAUUUUGAGCGUUUUGCUAGGAAGGCGAUAAAAUAAUGCCUUACAUUAUUUUGUGAUACAUGCGUCACUCAGCGACCAAAAAGUGCUUUUCUCAACAUUCCUAUCCGUUUACUUUUAUUUCAGCACAAUUUUCAAAGUCGUAUCAACUGAUGCAUUUAUCACAAGCGAAGAUCUGAUUUAUCACAAGAAGCGAGAUCUGAUUGCUGCAAAUCUCUGACUAUUUUUUACUUUUUAUAAAUAAAAUGUACGUUGAAUUGAUGAAUUUUGCA